UUUGUCAUGAUGUUUCUUCCUUGCUUACUUCUCAUCCUUUCAGCCUGUGUUUCUGCAACACAGUACAGAAUCCCAAGGCUUAGUAUAAUAGACAGAGAUUCUGAAGCUCUGUCCUUGCCUCUUUCGGAUGAUUUUAAGACAUUUUAUUACGACCAAACGUUGGAUCACUUCAAUUAUAGGUCUGAAAGCUACACCACGUUCGCUCAUAGAUAUAUAAUCAAUUUUAAGUAUUGGGGUGGCGCAAAUUCCAGCGCUCCCAUUCUUGCCUACUUGGGAGUAGAAGGUCCACUGGAUAAAGAUUUGAACGUGGUAGGAUUCUUGACUGAUAAUGCUGCUCAAUUUGGGGCUCUUCUUGUUUAUAUUGAGCAUCGUUAUUAUGGGAAAUCGAUACCCUUUGGAUCAAGGGAGGUAGCAUUGAAGAAUGCAAGCACUUUAGGCUAUUUCAACUCAGCUCAAGCAAUGGCAGAUUAUGCUGAUGUUCUUAUACAUGUUAAAAAGACGUUGCAUGCUAAAUAUUCUCCUGUGAUUGUUCUUGGUGGAUCAUAUGGUGGAAUGUUGGCCGCAUGGUUUCGUUUGAAAUAUCCUCAUAUGGCCCUUGGAGCUCUUGCUUCUUCAGCUCCAAUCCUUUACUUCGACGAUAUCACGCCACAUAAUGCAUACUAUUCCAUUGCCACUAAGGAUUUCAGAGAAGUUAGUGAAAGUUGCUAUGAAACUAUUCGGGAUUCCUGGUCCGAGAUUGAAACAAUUGCUUCCAAGCCUGAUGGUCUUUCCAUUCUUAGCAAAGAGUUCAACAGCUGCAGUCCUCUGGAUAACUUCUUUCAGCUGAAAGACUACUUGUGGACUAUGUAUACCACCGCAGCCCAAUACAACCGCCCACCAAGAUAUCCGGUCACUAGAAUCUGUGAUGCCAUUGAUGGAGCUUCAUCUGGAAGUGGAAUUGUUGGCAGAAUUGCUGCAGGGGUGUUUGCUUAUAAAGGAAAUCUAUCCUGCUACCAGAUUCAGCCCAGAGAUGAGACUGAAACCGAUGUGGGAUGGAGGUGGCAGAGAUGCAGUGAAAUGGUGAUGCAAUUAAGCACAGGCAAUGAUACUAUGUUUCCAGCAUACAAUUUUGAGCUUGGAAGCUUCAUAGAUUACUGCAAUAAGUUAUAUGGUGUGUCUCCGAGGCCUCACUGGGUCACCACCUAUUAUGGAGGCCAUGACAUAAAACUCAUCCUUAAGAGAUUUGGCAGCAACAUCAUUUUCUCCAAUGGACUCAAGGACCCUUAUAGCAGCGGCGGAGUGCUGAGUAACUUAUCCGACAGUCUCCUUGCACUCCAUACGCCUAAUGGAUCUCAUUGUUUGGACAUUUUACGAGCAAAUGAAACGGAUCCACAGUGGUUGGUGGAACAAAGAGAGACAGAGAUUAACAUCAUUAAAGGAUGGAUCAGCAAGUACUAUGCUGAUCUUGGCCGUCUAAACAAUAUAUAAACAACACAUAAUGAUGAUGAAACACUAUAGACAGGAUAUGAAAAUCAUCAUGACAUGUAUGCCACUGAAGAUGAAUUUAUGAACUUGUAUUGAUGUU
This is a messenger RNA of Cucurbita maxima (winter squash), 1564 nucleotides long. Its product is annotated as lysosomal Pro-X carboxypeptidase-like. Gene Ontology annotation, biological process: proteolysis. The coding region runs from base 7 to 1467 and encodes 486 amino acids. The transcript is spliced from 9 exons. Gene Ontology annotation, molecular function: dipeptidyl-peptidase activity; serine-type exopeptidase activity. Lineage: Eukaryota; Viridiplantae; Streptophyta; Magnoliopsida; Cucurbitales; Cucurbitaceae. The record is from RefSeq and is a predicted model, not a curated record.